This is a messenger RNA of Gadus morhua (Atlantic cod), 1630 nucleotides long. RefSeq lists its product as uncharacterized. The transcript is spliced from 3 exons. Gene Ontology annotation, molecular function: nucleic acid binding. Gene Ontology annotation, biological process: DNA integration. The coding region runs from base 129 to 1427 and encodes 432 amino acids. NCBI's taxonomy places the organism in Eukaryota, Metazoa, Chordata, Actinopteri, Gadiformes, Gadidae. The record is from RefSeq and is a predicted model, not a curated record.
CGGAAGGCGGGAACAAGGAGUGCCGGUUUCUAAGCCAACGGUGAAGAGCGUGACAUUUCAGCCAAUCUAAGCCAACGGUGAAGAGCGUGACUGACAUUUCAGGUUUUUUGUGUUAUUGAAUAUUGAAUAUGAAGGUGCAACUUUUAAUUAUUUUGAUCAGUCUGGAGGCUUUAUUUGUAAUUGGCAAUCGCGAUGAAAUCGUAUAUUUUCUAAAUAGGGCGCUGCGCUGCGUUGAAAGCCUACAGCAAGACCCGGGAGACGAGAGAUGUUUUAGAGAGCUUAAUGACCACACCAUUAUAUUAAAUUAUAUGUUGUCCAUGGUUCGCUCUAGGGAAGGACCUGAUGGAGAGACUGUUGUUUUUUUGCAGUCAAUAUGUUUUUGUUUCAGUAGAUUGUGUAAUUUUAGAACUAGGCCUAGAAAUACUCAAGAAAACUGCCUUCCUCCGGUUCCACCUACAGCCAGACUUGGCAUUCCAUGUCGCCCACGAUACGACAUAACAGUUGAGCAAUUUAACCAGUGCCUGGGACUUGGUUUUAACUGGCAGGGAAUUGCUUCUUUUUUCGGAAUAAGCCGUCGGACUGUGUUCAGACAUAGGCAACGUCUUGGUGUCGGACCUUUAGAAUACACGUCCUUGACCAAUGUAGAACUUACAUCAAUCGUGAGGGAGAUUUCCAUGAGUACCCCGAAUGCUAAUGAGAGAUACGUCAUUGGAAGUCUACGGGCUCGCGGAAUUCGUAUCCAGCGCUGGAGGAUCCGUCAAAUUCUGCAGGAGAUUGAUCCCGUCGGACGGUCAUUGAGACGCAGUCAAGCCAUUCGCCGAAGGGUUUACAGUGUGCAAACUCCAAACGAGUUAUGGCAUAUUGACGGGAACCAUAAAUUGGUGAGGUGGAGAAUGGUGUUCCAUGGCUGUGUGGAUGGGUACAGUCGCUCCAUCAUAUACCUUGAGUGCCUCAAUAACAACAGGGCAUCAAGCGUUUUGAGCCUGUUUCAGCAAGGUGUAUCUGACUUUGGGCUGCCUUCGAGAGUACGGAGCGACCAUGGAAGGGAAGACAUAGAGGUUGCCCGAUUCAUGCUGAACAAUAGAGGGGUGAAUAGAGGGAGUAUGAUCAUGGGGCGCAGCGUACACAACCAAAGAAUAGAGAGGCUAUGGGCAGAACUAAACCGAGUUGUUUCUUAUUACUUCUCUGACUUAUUUACGUUUAUGGAAAAUGAAGGCAUACUUGACUCUCUUUGUGAUCUUCAUUUAUUUUGUUUGCAUUACAUUUACUUACCUCGGGUUCGAAGGGGAGUAAGAGAAUUCAGGAGCCAAUGGAAUAACCAUGGACUCUCUACCCAAGGAAGCCAAACCCCAUUGCAAUUGUGGCAUAGAGGUUGUCAGUCAUAUUGGAAGCAACAACACAUCUAUACGUGGUGUGUUUCAGAUUGAUCAACAUUUAGGCACUGAUAAUGGUGAACCGCUACCUGCAGUAGAGAGCAGGAAUAAUAUUGAGGUUCCUGAAAACAGUGUUCAUGUAAGCAACAGUACCAUGCAAGAAAUUCAAGAAUUAAUUGACCCAUUAAUGAAUGAUGGAAAUCAUGGAAUACAAUUAUUUCUGUCUCUUUUACAUUUUUUGCAAGCAAGACAUCCCA